Messenger RNA from Anneissia japonica, 2748 nucleotides. Its product is annotated as probable E3 ubiquitin-protein ligase MGRN1. NCBI's taxonomy places the organism in Eukaryota, Metazoa, Echinodermata, Crinoidea, Comatulida, Comatulidae. Gene Ontology annotation, molecular function: ubiquitin protein ligase activity. Gene Ontology annotation, biological process: protein ubiquitination. Gene Ontology annotation, cellular component: cytoplasm. The record is from RefSeq and is a predicted model, not a curated record.
GAUGUUAUUUUGGGGGAUAUUUCACAAUGGGUGGUCAACGCUUCGAAACUCCACAGCCCGAGGCUUACUUGUUUGGGGAAAAUUCUGACCUCAACUACUUAGGUUCAAGGCCGGCUCCAUUUCCAUACCCACCCCCUCAACCAAACGAGCCGACAAAAACCCUCAAAAGCUUAGUUAAUAUUCGUAAGGAUUCUGUGAAGUUAGUGAAAGACAACAGGAACUUUGACACUGAGGAGGAAUCAACAGAUAUGGCAGAUAGAUACAAUUUGGAAUUUGUAUUUGAUAGCGAGGCAAAAGUCGCAAUCACGGUGUACUUGUUUGCAACAGAGGAGAUUGUAAAUGGACAGCAUGCUGUAUACCAACCUAAGGAAGGUUUAGGUAUACGUUCUGAGACCUUCCAGUACCAGAAGGGUGCCAACCAACUCUUUAAACAGCCUGCCUUCAUCAUCAAUCCUGGACGUUUCACCGAAGCUGAUUUCAACUUUGACCCACUAAAGGACCUAAUUCCAGUUGUUAUACAGUGUUGUGUAGAUGAAGGUGACGAACAUGCUGGUCACAGCCAUGCAUUGUUGGCCACAUUGGAUAAGGUAUCUGAUGACCUGUUUGUAAUCAAACCACUGAAACAGAAACAGAUGGUGGAAGGAGUCUACUAUUUACUGCAAGAGAUCUAUGGCAUUGAGAACAAGAAGGUUACUAUGAUACAGGAUGAAUUGGACAACGAUGCCUUGGAUGACAAUGGUUCUGACUGUGUCAUCUGCAUGUCAGAUGCAAGAGACACCUUGAUUCUUCCCUGCAGACACCUUUGUCUAUGCAAUGGAUGUGCUGAUUCCCUUCGCUACCAGUCAAGCUGCUGUCCAAUCUGCCGAGCACCUUUCCGAGCCCUUCUUCAGAUAAGAGCCUUGCGCAAGGUGUCAGGUGUACCCCAUGCAGAUGACAGCAAUAUAAAUCAAGAGAACGUACCCCAAGGAUAUGAGGCAGUUCCUCUGGGGGAAGCCCUAAACGGGCCAAACACCUCCGGCAACCCCUCCUUGCCACGAUUGGAGCCGAGUGACGGAAGUGGAAGUGGGAGACACAAGAGGAGAAAUAGAAGAAAGCGUCCAACGUCAAACAGCAGCUCAUCAGGAAGAAGCAAGACUGUCCCUGAAGCAGCAGUCACUGCACACAUCCCAACUGCACAGUAUGCAGAGGAAAAUGAGGUGAACAAGUCAUUAGAGAAUCCCUACAACGUCAAGAAAAACCUGCCUCCAAUGCCAUCACAGAUAACUGCAGCCCCAAAGAUCGAUUUAGGUGUUCUGUUAGGGGCUACUGCUGCUUCUGCAACUGCCACGGUUGAUGAAAAGGAAGAGGUUAGUUCAGGAAUAGAAGCACUCUCGUUGGAGACUGAUUCAACAGCCAUCAGUCCAUCAGAGCCUAGCUCACCCAAAUCAGAUACACUCACCAAGGAGGUCAAACAGGAGAGUAUUGUCAGUUCAACAGACUCCGUUUUCCAAGAACAAGAACCUACUAUUCCUGGCCAUCCAAGCCCUACUCCUCUGCCAAGUGUAGAGAUACCCGGAAUGCCACUUGACGAAGACAGAAGGGAGAGUCUAGCUAGUUCGGGCAGUGUGUCAAGUACUCGUCGACUCCUUUCCACCCCAUCAACUGUCAAGUUUGACCAAACAUACGAACAUACGCUGGUGUAAGGCCCAUUUGCUUCAAGACAUGUUGAUCACUUAUUUCGGCAGGCUCGUCAGUGCUAAUAUUACCAGAGCUGCCCUGUUCAGUGAUUAAUAACAAUAAUCUGUGUAACCAUAGUAACAAAGGCUACCAUAGUAACCAUUUUUCAAGAAAUGCAAGAAAAUAAAUAUAUUUAAACAAUUGUAACAACUAUCUAAACUUGACUUAUAUAGUGUAAUUAUCAGAGCCGUCCUGUUCAGGGAUUCAUUAAAAUAUUACGUGUAACCAUAGUAACAAUUCAUCAAGAAACACAAGAAAAUAAAUACGUAUAUCUAAACAAUUUUAACAACUAUCAAAACUUGACUUAUAUAGUAUAUGAAUUUCUCACUAAUUUUAAAGAUGUGUUCACAUCCGUAGCAAAAGCCAAUAAAUGGCAGUAAUCACUAUUAUAUGCUGAUACUAGUUUCAAUUCAUUUAUUUUUCAUCAAAAUAGUAUGUAUAUAUAAAUAAUAUAAUUUGUUUAUUUAAUCUUCUUGUUUUUUAGCAACACCCAAUGAAGGGUGACAAUCAUGGAAAUGAUUUUGUUGAAUGCAUCAAUGCAAAAUGAAAAAAAAAUCUUACAAGAUUUUAUAGUACAGUAGAUCCUCACCAUGACAGGAUUAAAUGAAUAUAGAUUUCCCCUCUUAAUUUGUCAGAUGACGUAAAAAAUAGUUUAUGCAAAUAUUUCAAAUUAUUUUUUAAACAUACUAUAGUUUAAUAUUACCCAAGAUUUAUUUGCUUUAUCGAUUGUUUAAAAGUCCAUCGGGGAAGGUUAUACAGUAUACUUAAUAAUUGAUGAUGGGGUUUUUUUGAAGCAGAGUUGUAAAUAUGAAUUUUUUGGACAAUUAUGAUUAUCUAUCUAAAUAUACUGUGUAAAUAAUGGAUUAAGAGAUACUUUCAUGACUGGAUGCAUUCAUUUAUCGAUUAUGUGUAAAUAUUAUGGAGAUAAAAUGUGACUGGAUCUGGCAAAAUUAGCCGUUUGUAGGAAAAAUUCAAAAUUGAGUUUUUGGUGUUUUUAGAUUUUGCAUGAAGUUUUUUUUUUUAAAGUGUUUA